AUGUCGUGGCUCUUCGGUUCUUCAAAUGAUCGUUUGCGCAAUGCGCCAGCCCUACAAUUUGCACUGAAAAUCAUCAAAUGCACUUUCUUACCAUUGUCGCUUAUAGAUAAGAGCACUGCUGCCCCUGAGCAAGCGCCCACUCAACCCGCUCAAUCCGAGAAGCCCAAGCCCUGCUGCGUCUGCAAGCCCGAAAAGACUACUCGCGACGACUGCAUGCUGUUCUCCAAGUCCGAUAACCCCGAGGAGGAGUGCAAACCCACCAUCGAGAAGUACAAGGCGUGCAUGGCUGGAUUCGGCUUCAAGGUCUAA
Messenger RNA from Penicillium brevicompactum, 309 nucleotides. Its product is annotated as copper metallochaperone COX17. NCBI's taxonomy places the organism in Eukaryota, Fungi, Ascomycota, Eurotiomycetes, Eurotiales, Aspergillaceae. Gene Ontology annotation, cellular component: mitochondrial intermembrane space. The record is from RefSeq and is a predicted model, not a curated record. Gene Ontology annotation, molecular function: copper ion binding; copper chaperone activity. Gene Ontology annotation, biological process: mitochondrial respiratory chain complex IV assembly. The transcript is spliced from 3 exons. Bases 1 to 309 code for a protein of 102 amino acids.